AUGGAGGUUCAUAAUAGAAGAAAGAGAGAUGUCUUACAACCUUUGCCAUUACUCAACUGUGAUAAUUAUCAAAUAUCACGUAAAAGGAAAGCAAGCCACCCUCCUAAAAAGAACAAAAUUUCUGGUGGUGCUCGUCGAGCAAAACAUGAUAAACAGAUGACAGUACCAGCUACUAUCGAGAACGUUGAGAACAUGCUAUGCUCUGAUAAAGUACCGGACUCAUACUGGCAGACUGUUGCUCAGGAAACGAAGACAGCCCUAUCCAAAACCUUAGAGGAAAAUGAAGAGCUCCAUAAGCUGACUGACCAGCUGAAGGAAGAAAAUGUUUCCCUAAAGAGUUUAGUAGAAUACUAUUCUUUAAUGUAUCAUACCUGUAUAGCUACGACCUAUCAAACUGCACCAUAA
Trichoplax adhaerens is the source of this 405-nucleotide messenger RNA. RefSeq lists its product as uncharacterized. The record is from RefSeq and is a predicted model, not a curated record. Lineage: Eukaryota; Metazoa; Placozoa; Uniplacotomia; Trichoplacea; Trichoplacidae. The transcript is spliced from 5 exons. Gene Ontology annotation, biological process: regulation of DNA replication. The coding region runs from base 1 to 405 and encodes 134 amino acids.